UUGUCUGUAGAGGCCGUCAUCAAAAAUUGAGUGAACUCUAUUCUUUUCUUUUAUAUUUAUUCUUAAAAAGAAAAAGAAAAAAAGAAAGAAAGAAUGGCUUCGAUCAAACGAGUAAAUCAUAUGAAAAAAACUUUCUUUUUAUUCUAUUUUUGUAAAAUUUGAUUUGAUUUAUUUAAGAAAUAUACAACUAAUGCACAAAGUGGCAUUGAUUAUGAAAAUCCGAUAUUAAAUGGAAAAAAAGUUGUCAAAUCUAAACGAAAAGGAAUAUUAAAAAUUGAUCAUCCAUCUCGUUGGCCUGGUGAUGUAUCAAAUACAUUUCAACAUCAUAUAAACAAAACUAAGCCAAAAACAAAUUCUCGACAGUUAAAUUUUUGUGAAUUACCCGAUGAAAUUAUUUUAACAAUUCUCAACUAUCUAAAUAAAGCAACCAUUGUUGCAUUUGGACAAACUUGUCGAAGAUAUCGAGCUAUUGGAUAUCAUUCAAUAUUAUGGCGUCGUGUUGAUAUGUCUUAUAAACAUGUUGAUUGUGAACAGUUAAAUAGUCUUUUACAACGAGGAACAACUACACUUAAAAUGUAUCAAACAACAGUUGAAAAUAUGAAUUUUACUUAUAUUGAACCAUGUUUUUUAUCUCAUCUUGAUUUAACAUCAUCGAUUAUUUCUACUGAACUUCUUAUUAAUUUACUUAAUUCAUGUACUUCAUUACGAAAACUCAGUUUAGAAUCUAUAGCAUUGAACUAUGAAAUU
Messenger RNA from Adineta steineri, 747 nucleotides. The record is from the annotation of a GenBank genome assembly. NCBI's taxonomy places the organism in Eukaryota, Metazoa, Rotifera, Eurotatoria, Adinetida, Adinetidae.